CGUGUUUGGUCUCGCUCGCAUCGUCUGCUCUGAUGUGAACGAGCGAGUGCCAGUCAGUCAGUAAACCAGCCUUUCCUUUCCACUUUACCUCAUUAAACUAUGGUCUGAAGAGGAAACCAUGAAUCUCAGAGGCGUUUUUCAAGAUUUCAACCCUAGUAAGUUCCUGAUCUACGCCUGUCUGCUGCUCUUCUCAGUGCUGUUGUCCCUGAGGUUGGAUGGCAUCAUCCAGUGGAGUUACUGGGCCGUGUUUGCGCCCAUCUGGCUCUGGAAACUCAUGGUCAUCAUCGGGGCUUCGGUGGGCACUGGGGUUUGGGCUCACAACCCACAGUACAGGGCUGAAGGCGAGACGUGUGUGGAGUUUAAAGCCAUGCUGAUCGCUGUGGGGAUCCACUUGCUCCUGCUCACCUUCGAGGUGCUGGUGUGUGACCGUGUGCAGCGAGGCACACACUUCUGGCUCCUCGUCUUCAUGCCGCUCUUCUUCGUCUCGCCCGUCUCCGUGGCCGCGUGUGUGUGGGGAUUCAGACACGACCGCUCGCUCGAGCUGGAGAUCCUGUGCUCUGUGAAUAUCCUUCAGUUCAUCUUCAUAGCUCUGAGACUGGAUAGGAUCAUCAGCUGGCCCUGGUUGGUGGUGUGUGUGCCGCUGUGGAUCCUCAUGUCGUUCCUGUGUCUGGUGGUGCUGUACUACAUCGUCUGGUCUGUGCUGUUCCUGCGCUCCAUGGACGUGAUCGCAGAGCAGCGCCGCACACACAUCACCAUGGCCAUCAGCUGGAUGACCAUCGUUGUGCCGCUGCUCACCUUCGAGAUUCUCCUCGUUCACAAGCUGGACGGCCAUUACAACUCCAGCUACGUCCCGGUGUUUGUUCCUCUCUGGGUUUCCUUGGUGACUCUGAUGGUGACCACGUUUGGCCAAAAAGGGGGCAAUCACUGGUGGUUCGGCAUUCGCAAAGACUUCUGCCAGUUCCUGCUCGAGCUCUUCCCCUUCCUGAGGGAGUACGGCAACAUAUCCUAUGACUUGCACCACGAGGAGUCCGAGGUGUCCGAGGAGCUUCCCAUCCACGAGGUGCCCAAAAUCCCUCCCAUGUUUCGCAAGAAGACGGGCGUGGUGAUUACCCAGAGUCCUGGCAAAUACUUCGUGCCGCCACCCAAACUGUGCAUCGACAUGCCAGACUAAUGUUCAAGCCUCGCUCCUCGUUGGACUGUUCAUGUACAGUAUAGCACUAUGCACUUCAGGACGUCCCAUUAAGAUGAGGCUCUUCAUGUGUCUGAGCCGAGCUCGGGCACCGGCUCCUAAUCGUUCUGUAAACCAUAGCCUUGUGUCUGUAUAGUAGUUGAUGGGACCCGUUGCCUUCAGGAGAGGAUCGUUCAAACUUCCCUGACAACUCGAAGGACUCGCCACGAGAUUGUCUCGUCAGUAAAUACGCCAAGUGUUUCGCUUUUUUUAACAGGUGUCUUUCGUCUGUCUAUGAUUCGGUUAUUCCCUUGAGAACGCACGACCGCUCCUCGUUUCCGCUGUGAUCGAAAAGGCGCUGGGUGACGUGAAUCUGAAGCUGGAUUUCUUCAACGGAAACGUUUUCGACGCAGAAACUUCUGGACUUUCAUAAUUUACACUCAUGUGUAAUCGCGAGAGUGCAAAAUAAAAAGUAGGUCACCUUUAUUGAAAAUGCAACCACUAGCUAGGGCUCUGCGACGAUUCGUCGCAUCCAAAAUAAAAGUUUACGUAAUA
Molecule: messenger RNA, 1723 nt
Organism: Pimephales promelas (fathead minnow)
Lineage: Eukaryota; Metazoa; Chordata; Actinopteri; Cypriniformes; Leuciscidae
Gene: tmem185a
Product: transmembrane protein 185A
Source: RefSeq, a predicted model, not a curated record